This is a messenger RNA of Canis lupus familiaris (dog), 474 nucleotides long. RefSeq names its product superoxide dismutase 1 (gene SOD1). NCBI's taxonomy places the organism in Eukaryota, Metazoa, Chordata, Mammalia, Carnivora, Canidae. Gene Ontology annotation, molecular function: superoxide dismutase activity; copper ion binding. Gene Ontology annotation, cellular component: peroxisome; cytosol; mitochondrion. Gene Ontology annotation, biological process: removal of superoxide radicals. The record is from RefSeq and is marked provisional.
CGAGUCAUGGAGAUGAAGGCCGUGUGCGUGUUGAAGGGCCAGGGCCCGGUGGAGGGCACCAUCCACUUCGUGCAGAAGGGAAGUGGGCCUGUUGUGGUAUCAGGAACCAUUACAGGGCUGACUGAAGGCGAGCAUGGAUUCCACGUCCAUCAGUUUGGAGAUAAUACACAAGGCUGUACUAGUGCAGGUCCUCACUUUAAUCCUCUGUCCAAAAAACAUGGUGGGCCAAAAGAUCAAGAGAGGCAUGUUGGAGACCUGGGCAAUGUGACUGCUGGCAAGGAUGGCGUGGCCAUUGUGUCCAUAGAAGAUUCUCUGAUUGCACUCUCAGGAGACUAUUCCAUCAUUGGCCGCACCAUGGUGGUCCACGAGAAACGAGAUGACUUGGGCAAAGGUGACAAUGAAGAAAGUACACAGACAGGAAACGCCGGGAGUCGUUUGGCUUGUGGUGUCAUUGGGAUCGCCAAGUAAAUAUUC